This is a messenger RNA of Phragmites australis (common reed), 1067 nucleotides long. RefSeq lists its product as uncharacterized. The coding region runs from base 473 to 868 and encodes 131 amino acids. Lineage: Eukaryota; Viridiplantae; Streptophyta; Magnoliopsida; Poales; Poaceae. The transcript has a single exon. The record is from RefSeq and is a predicted model, not a curated record.
CCUCCUUGAAGCUGGUGGCCUGGUGCUACUCUGCUAACCGCUAGCUCUUCACACCCUGCAGGCCGGUCUUCGAAGAGCCUGAUCGCACAAUCUUUAAGCUGCAAUUCAAUAGCCCCGUGAUCAUCUCCUGUAAUCCAGACCGCGUCAAACUUUUGGCCAAAGAAAAAGUAGAAGUCAUAGUAGUUUGAAAAUAAAACAAUUUGCAAGAAACUGUAACACUACUAGUCGUUGCAUUGCUGUUGCCUCGUACACAAAGCAAAGCCAAGGAGCAUAUCGCCAUAAAAUCGAAACUCAUGGGGCAAGGUGCAACAAAAACCUCCCCCGCCGGCUCCCAUAUAUUGCCGGUCUUCCAAUCCUCCGCUCCCCGCAGCCGUAGCGCGCCGCCUACCACGUCUAUUUCCCCAGUUUCCCAACCAAAAUCCAAUCUUUACCAGCCAAACCAAACCCCGCGAAGGCAAGGGCAAAGCCACCAAUGGCCAUCGAGACGGACGCAGUGGCGGCGGCGAGGGAGGGUUCGGAGACGGCGCCCAUGUCCCCGGAGGCCGAGGCGGCGAUCGAGGCGGCAGCGGGGCCGGCGCGGCCGCGCGGGUGGCUGCGACGGCUCAUCCCGCUGGAGUACCUGACCCGGAGCCGGCGGUGGAGGCUCGGCGGCGCUGUGGGCAGGGGAGGCGCGUCGAGGCUGGCGUCGUCGCUGUCGCGGUCGCUGCGGUGGAAGCGGCUCCCGGGGUUCUCCGCCCUUAGCCUGCGGAGCGGCUCGGCGUCAGCGGUGCUCGACGCGGUCGCGUUCCGCAUCAUGUACGUUGUGGAGGCCGUGGUGCUCGGCCUCGCGCUCUCUUGCUUCUUCCUCUGCUGCGGUUGCCACCUCUGAGCUAUUCCUUCGCCCUUCGCCAAUCGCCACUAUUGGGGGUGUAACAAAUGCCAUCUUUUUCUUGCUUCUUCGGUUCUUCUAUUGAUGAUGUUGCUGUAAAUUUUCUACCUUUCGGUACAAAGAUGUAAAUUGUGGCUUUCAAAAAAAAGAUGGAAAUUUGCAAUCUUUGUUUGGAGUUAAUUAUAUUAAUUUGCGAGUC